Messenger RNA from Nylanderia fulva, 2169 nucleotides. RefSeq names its product fatty-acid amide hydrolase 2-B. Gene Ontology annotation, cellular component: endomembrane system. The record is from RefSeq and is a predicted model, not a curated record. Lineage: Eukaryota; Metazoa; Arthropoda; Insecta; Hymenoptera; Formicidae.
UCUCUCUCUUAUUCGCCCGGUCGGAUCUACGGUGAAUAAAUCUCUGUACCUCGCUCCUUCCCUCUCUUACCAUUUGCUUUUCCUUUCUCUUUCGCUGACGCGGCACGCCGAAGCGUCCUGUGGCAAGGUGUAGGUCAGGUAACUUGAUUUUCGCGACGUUACAUCGGAGAGAUCGCGAGACUCUUGCGGAGAUCGGUGAACGACUUUAUCUUGACGUUGACAUCUCGGACUAGGAGGAGACGGUGAGAACCGCCAGUGUAUCACGUGAACAGUCCCGAAUUAUAAAUAACAACAUCAUCGGUGGAAACGGCUUCCGAUUCAUGGAACCUCUCAAUCAGUCGCAUUCUUUAAAGUUUUUUCGGUGCUAUUUCUGAAAAACAGGUGAAUAAUUGAAGAGCAAACGCGUGACAAGAUGCAAGCCAGACAAAUCCUCAACGUGUUCCAUCGCCUUGUGGAAGUGAUCGUGAGAGGAAUAUUCCUGUUAGUUGCUUACAUCAGCGGACCGGCAGAAUCUCAACCACCUAUCAAAGAUUUAACUCUCCUGCACAGCGCAACCACUUUAGCGUUAAAAAUUCGAAACAGACAAUUAACUUCGGAGGAAGUAGUAUCUUCCUACAUAGAAAGAAUAAAAGAGAUUCAACCAAUACUCAACUGUGUAGUCGCGGACCGUUUUGAGAAAGCUCUUGAAGAAGCGACAAAAUGCGAUGAAUUGUUGAAAUCUCAAAACGCUCCAUCCGCGGAUUUGUUGGCCAAAGAAAAACCAUUGUUUGGUGUACCUUUUACUACCAAGGACUGCAUCGGAGUGGCGAAUAUGCAACAAACAGCUGGCCUAGUUAUACGAAAGAACACUGCCGCUGAUAGAGAUGCAGAAACGAUAAAAUUAAUGAGGUCAGCUGGAGCUAUACCUCUGGUAUUGACAAAUGUUUCAGAAUUAGCGAUGUGGUGGGAAAGCAGUAACUGUUUGUUUGGUACUACUAAGAAUCCCUAUAAUACGAGACACAUUGUAGGCGGUUCUUCGGGUGGCGAAGGCUGCUUACAAGCGGCAGCUGGAUCACCGCUUGGAAUUGGCUCAGAUAUUGGCGGUUCUAUUCGCAUGCCGGCAUUCUUCAAUGGAAUUUUUGGCCAUAAGCCAUCUAAGGGAAUAGUCUCGAACGAUGGUCAAUACCCAAGUGCACACAGUGAUGAUCAAGAUCAAUUGCUCGCUAUUGGACCCAUGUGUAGAUACGCGCAAGAUAUUGCAUUAACUCUUAAGAUUCUUGCGGACAAGAAUGCCGACCUAUUGAAGCUAGAUGAAAAAGUGGACAUCUCACGAAUUAAGAUCUAUUAUAUGGAGGACGACGGCGGUCAAUAUCUAGUUUCUCCCGUGGAUCCGGAAAUAAAGGACGCAAUGAGAAAAAUAUUGAACUAUUUCGAGAAGGCCUACAAGAUUAAGGCUACGAAAUUGAACGUAAAGAAAUUGAAAAAGAGUAUAGCUCUCUGGUUGGCAAACAUGGCAGCGAAGGAUGAGAAGGAUUUUUCAUACGAGUUAACCAAUAGGAAAGGUCAGAUUAAUAUUUGCUGGGAAUUUGUCAAGUGGAUGUUAUUCAUGAGCGAUCACACUUUGGUUGCUCUUAUUACUGCCGCAUUCGAAAAAUUCGGCAUAAAACAUGGAAGUGAAAAACACGUUCGACUUAUGCAACAAAGUAAAGAUCUUCGUCAAGAAUUUAAGGAUAUUUUGGGAGAGGAUGGUGUGUUCUUGUAUCCAACACAUCCGACUGCAGCCCCAAUGCAUUAUGAACCGUUGUUCAAACCGUUCAAUUUCUCUUACACCGCAAUAAUUAAUGUAUUAGGCCUACCAGCUACAGCUUGUCCGUUAGGCUUAAAUAAACAAGGGCUUCCCAUUGGAAUACAAGUCGUAGCGGGUUUACAUCAAGAUCGUCUGACGCUAGCUGUUGCAGAAGAAUUGGAACGAGGUUUCGGAGGUUGGGUACCUCCGGCAAUAGUAGCUUAACGUCAGUACAAUCAUAGACAAUAAUUCAAUGAAUGAAUGAAUGCAUAUACACAUAACGCCUCAUCUUACCGAACCCUGCCAUCUUUCUUUGGCGAAGUAUUAUACCAUUUAUAUCGAAAAUUUUCAUGUGUACGCGAAUUAUCGAGAUUUAAAGUACAAAUUUAUAUAUAAAAUUAUUA